AAAUAAAUUGGAAUAUGCAUCAACGUGUAUAAAACACAAUAGUUAUACUACGCCGCGUCGUUUAACAUUCGGGGCUUCCGUAUCGCCACUUGGCCAAUCAGGUAUCCGUAUUUCAGCUUUCGGGUGGCGUGACCCCCCCGUACCACGAGGUUCAAUGAUUGGCGUAAAUAAUAAGCGCUAUAAAUAGAAAUAAAAUAACUAGAUAAAAAGUCUCCGUGUCGUUCAACGUUCGUAUUUGGCGCAGUCGGUAGGAUUGUGCCCUAGUCGUCAGGAAAUUCGGUCUACAAAAUUUUCGUACCGUACGGCAAUCGUGCAGAAAAACAAAAACUUCUAGGAGUGUUUCCAACACUAAUAGUACAAUCCAGAAGAACCAGCGACACCUGACACCUCUGUAGGCAGACUCAAGAGAUAACAGGAAGAAGAAGUCACGCAUUUUUUAAACACGCCAUAAAAUGUUUGCUGGGGUGGAAUUUGAUAAUGCAAGAAAAGAGUUUUCUGUGGUUCCAUUAACGUGGAUAACAGAUGACAAAACGGAGUGUUUUUGGCCUAAAACCAUAAGAUCAGAGGAUCAACUCCAAUCCAUGAUUCAAGAAUGCGUUCCACCAAAAGCUUCUUGGAAUAAUUAUGGUAUUAAAAAAAUUCAUUACACAACUGAAUCGUUUGAUGUAGCUAAUUGUAUGUUGAAAAUAAUAUUGGAAGAAAGCAGUUCUGCAAAUGAGGAGGCACAAGUUAUACAGAUAAAGGCCGAAGAAAUUGACAGAAACGUCGAUAUAUUGUACUUAUCAUCAUCAGACUCAGAUACAUCAAUAAAGAUUCCAAAGAAAAAGAAAAUAAAAAAAUCCCCUCCUACGCCUACAGCUUAUAAUAGUGACAGUAGUGAGAUUAAAAUCGCCUCAAGUGAUUCUGAGCAAACAGGUACUGCUUCAGUGGAAUCAAUCAUAUCAGUUGGGCCAAGAAAAAUACCAUCUAAUGUUGAUAAAAAUGAUUUAAACCAGUGGCAACAAAGUAUUUCUCAGGAACUGGAACAUAUCAAAGCAGUUCAGAAGGAACAGUCAACCAUGUUAAGCCAAAUAUGGCAAGCAUUGCAAGUUAAGAAUAUUCAGGCGUUACAGCGUCCAGAUGAUAUCCCUAAUUUGCCUCUUAAUACAUUAAAGGAUUUUGGAUGUUUUGAGGAAUGGCUCAAAACCGAACAAAAUUUUAUUUAUAUGAGAGCUCGUCUUGCUUCAAUUGGUGGAACAACUGUUAGGGCUGCAGUCAUGAACAUGAUGAAGUUUCUGUUCACUAAUAAAUUAGGAAUGGCGUUUAAUUGGACUGGAAGUGCUCCAAAAUCUCCAAACCAUAUAAGAAAAUAUGCGUUUAAAGGUACGCGUACCUACCAGAUAGUUAAUGAGGCAUCAAAAAUUUGUUUCUCUGGGGAAAAGCUCUCCCCAAUUGUCGGCGAAUCCACUGACAAGGCUAUAGGUCAGGCAUGCCAAGACUGGUUAAAACAGUCUAAGCACCGAUAUUUACAUGCCGAAAAUCAUUAGCAACUUUUUAGAUGAAAAACUUGCUUAGAAACGUCCGUUUUUGGGCCCUGGAAUCCAAUAUUAAAUUGGAUUUAUUUCCGAGAGAAACUUAACACCGGUCAACAAAAAAAAAUGCGCGCGGGCUUUACUUAAUAUAUUUUUAAUUUAUAUAAGCAAAUAUAUAUAAAAUGCAGUUACAAAUCGAAAAUGUUUGCUUUUUAAGAAGCAAUUUGAAUAUUUUUAACUUUAAAGAUCUUAAUGACUUAAUAAGAAACUUUAAUCUACCAACAAGUAAAGCAGAGUUAUUAACAUCACGGUUAAAGCAAUGAAAUUUACGUUAUUCUGGUGUUUGAAUAUCUCAUUAAAGAAAACACAUGAAGAAGUUUAUUGUUUCUUAGUAGAAGAUUGACUCUGUUUUUGUCAUGAUGUGAAAGGUUUAGGGGGAGUAUGGGGAAUAUCGACCGCUUAAGAAAAAAUAAUUUCUAUAAAUAUUAUAUUAGGUAUUGGGUCCUAAUUUCUUCAAAAAACUAUUAGUUUUGGGAAUAGGAAAAUAAUGCAUAAGUAGCAAAACAUGUCUUAAAAAAGUUUAAGUUUUAUUGAAAAAAAUAGUGUUACCAUAUCUGGUCGAUAUUAGCCAUAUGCGUUGGGUAAUAUCGACCACCUGGUCGGGUAAUAUCCACCGUGCAAUAUAAAACGAGAAAAACAGUAUAAACGCCUUUGUUUGCUUAUAACGUUUAAUAGGUAUAAAAUAAAGAUAAUUCUGGAAAACAAAUUACCUUAUAAACUAAUUAACUUAAAUAUAAUAUACUCAAAUAAACACUGAAAAAUUACCACUUUAGGGUUGGCAAAAAUGACAUAUGUAUAUAUACCUUUGUGAUUUCCACAAGGACAGGUCACCCACCAUUCCUUAUCUUUUCUAAAUUCCGUACAUAUGAUGCAUGGUUCAGUCGCUUCUUCCAGUUUUUUGUACUUUCUUUGUAUUCUUUUUUUCUUCGUUCUGAUUACCACUGCUUAUUAUUUUUCUUUUUGUUCCUUUAGCUUCUACUUCUUUCUUUCGGUUAUUUUCUACCGAUCUUAAAAAGCGUGGCAUUGGUUGAAUAUCUUCAAAUGAGAUAGUUGUACCAAUGGUCCUGUCUGGUUCAUUAUCGGUGUCCUCAUCGGUAAAAGAGAUUAGUCUUGCUCCCGAAUCGCUGGAAUCACUAUCACUUUUAUUUUGCUGUGGCUUCUUGAACUGACACAAUCCAGAUGACCCUGGUUGAGGUUCGUUCAUAUCAGUAGUUGAUGGGCAUAUGUUUUUUUUUCUUUGUCGAUAUGUUUUGUUUUUUACUUUUUCUUGUGUUUCGUUUCCUUCCUCUUCUUCAAUGACAACAAAUUCUUCUUCAUUUAUUACCUCUCGAUUCAUUAGGAACAUUCCUGUGGUCUCAAAUUCUUUUACACCUUUUUCUAUUGUAGCUGUUUUAUUGCAUGCUUUUUUAAAUAAUUCAGCAAUAUCUGUCUGAUCAAUUUCUUGAUAAUUUCGAGCCUUUAAAAAAUAAUCACAUUCACGAUUAUACGCGGUUUUUAAGGGCCCAAAAAAGCAAACAUCUAAUGGCUGCAACCUGUGUAAUAAGUGAGGAGGUAGGGUUACUAUAUCUAUUCCAUUUUCUCUACAAAAGUUGUAGACGUUUAUUAUGCAAUGGCUGCAAUGGUUGUCGAUAAUAAGUAAGACCCUAUCAUUAAUUGAGCACUUAGUGUGUGUAGCAAAAUGUUGAAGCCAUUCCAAAAAGAGAUCUUCAUUGAUCCACCCAUUCUUAGAAUUUUUGUCAAUUGCAUUUACUGGGCCAUUAUUCGUAAGCUCAUACUUCAUUCUCGCUCUGCCACAUAUAAACAUAGGGGGAAUAUAGUCCCCCGCAGCACUCAUGGCACAAGGCACAGUAACUAGUUUGCCACGCUCCCCACUCGUAAUGGCGCCAACUUGACGUUGUCCUUUGACAGCUAGAAUUUUGGGAGGAAUAUGAACAUGAGUUAUUCCAGUUUCAUCUGCAUUGCAAAUGCGGUCAGCUCUGAAUUUAUGCUUUUCAUACGCUUGAGAGAGAUUUGUAAAAAAUAAAUCAACUUCUUUCUUGUUAAAUCUCUUAACUCGAUGACGUUUCAAGAAACCAUAAUACCAAUCAUUGCCACAUACUCUUUUUUUCCUUAUUGAAGUUAUUAGGUAUAUUAUUAGAUUGUGCAAAUUGAAACGCAAUUUUCUUGACUUGAAACCCAGACAACCCAUAAAACAUUUUAGACAUUUUAAUUAUAUAGUUUGCUAGGUCUUCCUCUUGAACAGGACUUAAUACUGUCUGCCUUCUAAGGCGCUUUUUUACAUUAUCAACUUUUCCCCUAAGACGGUCUUGUAGAGUUCCAUGGGGCACAUUAUAGGUUCUGGCGGCCUUCCUUAUGCCUAAAGUAUUAUUUUGAACGGCGUUAAUGGCUGACGUCAUGUCUUCAAUAUUCCAGGAAGCUCGAUUAGUUUUCCUGUGGUAUUUAAAAGGCAUGUUGAAACAAAUCUAUUAAUAGAAAAAAAACUUUGUUCAUAAUCGGGUAAAACCAACCAACUCGGGUAAAACCGAUCAGUAUCGUCAAUUUUACCCAUGUAACCUCCAUAGACAUUAUAGUCUGAUUACAUUAACCUAACCUACAAAAAAUCAAAAAGAUUUACAUGGAAAAAUUUAUAAAAUCUAUACUUCAAAAGGUGUUCUAAAAUAUAGUAUCAAAAAAAUGCCCUAUUUUACAAUGAUUUUAACAUAUUUACCUAUUUUGUGGGACAAAAAUAAUACAUCAACACGCUGGAAAAACAACUUUAAUUUGUAGAGCUCCGUGAUUCUAAUUGGAUUUUAACACAAAACACUAUUUGAUUUUAGAGGAUUUAUUUUAUAAUUAGAAAAUUAUUAACUAACGAUUAGAAAAGCAUGAUAAACAUAAAACAUGACAUGACAAGUGAUAACUACUGACAAGACAGAUCAAUGAACAUGUCAUGAUUACAUUUUGACAUUAAAGCCGAGUUCACAUAAUGCACAACGGAAAUAACUGCACUUAUGAUAAAUAAUAGAAGAAUUAUAUUUAUCAACACACCCCCUCAAUUCUUAUAACUUAUAUAUUUUAAUCCUAUUUGACAUUUUAAUACAGGAUUGAUUAUCCUCAAAAAUGUUGAAAGCAUUAAUAUGGAGUAAUUCUGACAGAAGGUCAACCAACAAAAAUACAUUCUGCAGUACAGUCCGAUAAUGCUAUGUACUCUGUGUUUUUAAAUUACACUUUUUUGUAUCUCUAUUUUGAAAUAACACAACCAAAUUUCUUUAAAAUUACGGUGUGAUUUAUUCCGGUUGUACUCUCAACACAUACAAAAAACCUAAACUACUUUUUUUCGCUUCGUCGCGUCGGCGUCGUCCUGUCCGUACGCAUGCAAAAAACCCUGGCUUACGUAAUUCGAUGUUGCCGCUGUGACAUAUUUUUAUUGUUAUUUAAACAUUUAAACAUGCUCCCCGCCUUGAAGCCACUAGGGGUUCAAUAAAAAGAAGAAAGAAACAUAAUAACACACUCUAAAGCUAUGACCUUCACACAUUAGGUAUAAACUUAAGACUAAACAACCCGAGAAACAACCUUUAAUUAAAUUUAAUGCCUAAUUUUAACAUCACCUCGAACAAUCACUGUCUUAGGAGUUAGGGAUGUCACUAGAGCAUGGCUCCUCUAAAGCAUCUAUAGCUAGUACACAAAUUUUAGUAAAUGCUCUUUUAAUCACUCCAUGCUCAGUUUUUAUGGUUGCCACUCUGGCCACUCCAUCUUGACCAGGAUGAACUUUCUCGAUACGACCCAUACACCACCGAAGAGGAGAAAUGUUGUUUUCCUUGACAACUACCAACAUGCCUGGUGUGCCACUUUUGCAGAACUUGCAGCUCGGAGACAUAUUCAACUGCCCAACGCGACCUGAAAUGUUGCAUCUGUUGAAUGCGUUGAUAUACGGAAAGUCUAUUUUCAGGUAUAUGUCGCACCUCUGGAUCUGGUAAAGACAUCAUUGGUCGCCCAAUCAAAAAAAGUGAGGGAGUUAGAGCGGAAUAGUCACUAGGGUCAUUGGACAUGGGUGUUAGGGUUCGGGAGUUUAAAAUGGCUUCAAUUUCACACAAAAGAGUAGAAAAAUCUUCAUAUACUAAACACGCAUUCGCCAGUACCCUCUUUAAAUAAACCUUGCAGGAUUUUACACCGGCCUCCGAUAGCCCUCCGAAAUGAGGUGAAAAGGCAGGUAUGAAGUGCCACUCCACACCUUGAUUGGCAAUUAAUUCACUAAUAUUAUCACUGGACUCCUGAAGAAACUUACCAAGUGCCUCUAGUUCACUCUUAGCCCCAACAAAAUUCGUACCAUUAUCUGAGAACAUCUUAUUGGGUUUACCACGCCGCGCCACAAAUCGCCGAAAUGUCGCUAUAAAGGCUUCUUUAGUUAGUUCAGUUACUAUUUCAAGGUGUAUAGCUUUUGUAGUAAAACAGACAAAAACUGCGAUACAUCCCUUUAUUUUAAUACACCCCUUACCCCUUUUAUUUUUAAUAACCACUGGACCCGCAUAGUCUACUCCACAUGAAGAAAAAGGAGGUGCAGGUAUUACCCGAUCAGCAGGUAACAUUCUUCUGACCUAUAGGAGUUCUGCCUCCUAUAGGCCAGUACUUAUCUCUCGCCGAAUAUAAUAGCAACUGGGGACCAGCAUGAUAUAAUCUAAUGUGCUCAUGCUUGAAUAAAAGACCUGUAAGCUCAUGUUUACUAUCAAGCACAAUUGGAUGUUUUUUAUCGAAAUCAAAAUUAGAUUGUUCGAACCGCCCACCUAUUCUAAGGAAUCCUUUGUCAUCUAGAAAUGGAUUUAAUCUUUUUGCUAGUUUGUGCUAGAUAUACUCACACUUCUAUUGUUGGAUAAAUCUAUUAUUUCUUCACUAAAACUUUUCUGUUGUGAGAUUUUAACCAACACCAAAAGAGCUUCUUGAAGCUCAGACACAGACAAAUAAGGACUACUCACAUUAGAAGAUGUUUCAGGUGACUCUUUCUUUUGACAAUUUUUAAUGAAUCUCCGGCAAUAGGCACACACACGCUGUAACUUAGAUAACUAGAAGGUUAAAUUUGGAUUUUGGCCAGUCAUGAUUAGGAUAAGCAAGCCAAUGGGGACCUCUCCACCAUAACUCAAAACUACCAAGGUUUUGUGGGCUAAUGCCUCGAGAUAGUACAUCUGCAGGAUUAUCCUGCGAUGAAAUGUGAUUCCACUGAUCAGGGGAACUCAUUGACUGGAUUUGACAAACCCUAUUACCUACAAGCUACUGCAAGAGAUUUGGUGGCGUUUUAAUCCAGCUCAAACAUACACUAGAGUCGGUCCAUAGAUAACACGCAUCAAAUUUUAAAUUCAUUGACGUUCUUACCUUAUGUACUAAGUUAGCCAAUAAAUAGGCAGCACAAAGCUCUAAUCUGGGUAUUGUUAAUACCUUUAAGGGUGACACCUUCGACUUUGAGCAUAAUAAUCUCUUCACUAUUGCUCACACUACGUAAAUAUAUACAUACUCCAUAAGCUUCCAAGGAAGCGUCAGAAAACCCAUGAAUUUCGAUGCUUACUGGAUUAUAACAUAACACAUGUCGAGGUAUUUUUAAGCCACCAGCCCCAAAGGGUCAAAAAUUUGUGCUAUGUCUGAUAACACAGUUCUCUUUGUUAUUCGAUCCCUAUUAUUAGUAUUAAUACGAAACAUCAAGUAAUCCUCAUCACACAACCAGUACAAACCCAAGGUCUUUGUUUUUUCUGAUUCACCAAACACUAAAAUAGAGGAUAAUGAGUAUUUGUCCCUUAGAUGAUCCAACACUUCCUUGCUAUUAGAUGCCCAUUUUUGUAACUCAAAACCUCCAGAUCUUAACACCUCACUCACUUAAUUACACAGGUUAAUAGCUCCACCAGCAGACUCGGAUCCGGAUAUCCAGUCAUCCAUAUAGAAAUCCUUGUCAAUGACCUUGGAUGCCUUUGGAUAUGUGUCACUCGACUCACUUGCCAACUGUUUUAAGCAUCGGACUGCGAGGUAUGGGGCAGAGGAUGUGCCAUAAGUUACUGUUUGAAGUUUAUACGUUAAAAGAUCAUGAGAUGGAUCUGACCUCCAUACAAUUCUCUGCAAGUCCAACUAGGAUGAAUCAGUAUCUGCCGAUACAUUUUAAUAAUGUCAGCACAUAUAACAUUAUGUUGUCUGAAUCUUAAAAUGAUUUGAAAUAACUCAUCUUGCAGAGUAGGUCCCACUAACUGGAUACUAUUUAAAGACUCACCACCCUCAGAAACAGCAGACCCGUCAAACACUACUCUUAAUUUAGUAGUUGGACUCUUAUCAUUGGUCACACAAUGGUGUGGAAAAUAAAAAGAAGGACUCUUAUUUAACUCCUCUGGAGGGACUUCCACCAUAUGUUCUAGACGCUUGUACUCUUCCAUGAAUGCUACAUACUUUUCACUUAAUAUUGGAUUUUUUGCCAAUUUAUUUUCCAAUGCAAAGAACCUCCUCACAGCCUGGUGUCUCGAAUCACCUAAACAUUCUGGUGAAACCUUUAGGGGAAUAUGGACUAUGAAACGCCCAGACUCAUUUCGACUUGUUGUUUUAGAGAAAAUACCCUCAUACUGUUGCUCCUCACCUGACAACAAUUUUUUCUCAACUUGCACCUCCUCCACCUCCCAGAACUUUUGCAACAUGUCCUUAAUACUAAACUUUCCUGAAAAUAGAUGGUCGUAAUACCUUGUUAAGAUUUCCCUUGUUACACUCACCACCUGUAAUCCACCACCAAUAAUCCAGCCCAGCCUUGUUUUUUGUAGGACAGGCAAACCCUCACCCAGACUGAUUUGACCUAUACACAACAAAUUCAAAUAAACACUUCCACUAAUAAGGAUAUCAAUAUCCCCUGAAUGAUUAAAACUUGGAUCAGCUAAAUUUAUGUGGUUUAGAAUAGGCCAAUUCCCUGUACUAAAGGAAUUUGAUGGGUAUUUGUCACUUAGAAUAGGGAUUACUAAACAUGAAAGUUCAGGUUUAUAAUUGGUUUUAAGCCCUUCUAACUGGACCAUACACCGAUACUUUAAUUGGGUUAUUGUUUUUCCAACACCCGUCAUAGUAGAUGACAACUCUAUUUUAGGUAAACCCAAUCUAUCACUACACUUCUGUGAUAUAAAAUGUCUCUGGCUGCCACUAUCCAAAAGUGCUCAACACACCUGGUAGCCACCAUUUAUGUCUUUCACCUGCACUAGAGCCGUUUGUAACAACACUUGCUCUUUGUCAUAACGCCCUUCACUAGACAUAUUUAUUGUAGUAUUCACUAAGGAAUUUGCUACAUCCUGAGACUCCUGAGGAUUUUGUUCAGAAUGAGGUUCAGCAUUACUUUUUCGAACAAAGUGCAACAAUGUGUGAUGUUUUAAAUUGCAUUUUUGACAUCGAGAUAACGUACAGUUAGUGUAAGCAUGACCCAUUUUAAGACAAUUAAAACAUAAAUGUAAUUGUUUUACUUUAUCUACCCUCUCAUUGGUAGAUAAUUUUAAAAAAUUACCACAUUUAGGUAAAACAUGAGCACCGGCAUACAUAGAACACGAGUUACUAGAAAAAGGGACAUUUUGGGCAUUAAACACUCUUUUGUGAUUAUAAUUUCUAUCUACACUUACUUUCUCCACCUUAUCUUUACACAACUCUAAAUUCUCUAAAAAAUCAGCCCUUGCUCUUAAGGAAUCCAUAAACUCUGGAAAAGUUCAUCACUAGUUUUGGCCUUUUUCUCUUCCCACUCUCGAAAUAUUGUCUUAUCUAGUUUCCCCCCCAAAAUAUAAAUAAGAAGGGUAUCCCAAGACUCACAUGGUUGAUUUAAACCCUUUAGACAUGUAAUAUGUUUAGACACACUAUCCACCAUAGUUCUUAAAUUACUAGAACUUUCAUUUGUCAAACUAGGCAGCUUAAAUAACUCUUUUACAUGAUUUUGAACUAAAAUACACCGAUUUUCGUACCGCUUGCACAAAUUUUCCCAUGCUAGGGUGAAGUUAUCUCCACAAAGCUCAAUACUCCUAAUUACCUACGCAGCACCCCCCCCCCCCCCAGAAAUGCCCUCAGAUAAUGGAACUUUUGAAUAUUUGAAAUUCCACUGUUAGAAUUAAUUAUUGAGUCAAACAAAUCCCGAAACUCUAACCAAUUUUUGUAGUCACCAGAAAAUGUUUGUAAAUUUAUUGCAGGUAAUUCAACACCUUGAACACCCUGUAUACCCUGAUUAUGUUGAGGCCUUUGCUGAGAGUCAGCAUGAGAACUAGAAGUAUUUGACUGAGCCUUAUGUGUUUCAAAAAACGCAUAAUAUUCAGUUACUAGCUUUUUUGCCUGCGAAUUUAAUUUAAAGUACACAUUUUCAAACUCUUCGCGAUCAUCUUGCUGUUUUUUCUCAUCUGACUCAUCUACUGACACUUCAAUCUGACUCUGCACCUCAUAAUCACUCAAUACCGACGAAUAUCUCUCUAAUCUACUUUCAAGCUCAAUAAUAAUUUCCUUUUCUACAUUAUUAAGUUCAACACCUUAAUACUCCCUGCAACCCUUCAAGGUAUUUUUUAAAAAGAGUUUGACGUGUCUUAAUUGCCCCUCUCUGUUUAAUAAGUUGCUGUAAUUCCUCUGACAUUAUUUUAAAUUACAAACAACACGAAAAGUAAAGGAAACCACUUUUUUACUCGGUAAAAAGGAAAAACAAAUUGGAAAGGACUCACAUUUAUCUCUUGUAGUAGUUACACAGUACACGUCCCAUCAUACUAUAUUGUAGUCAGAUAUCAGCACACUCCAGACUCCAGUCCACCAAACCAGUACAGCUAAUUAUCGCUUUACAACACCAAACCAAAACAGGUAACAGGUACACUUUUUAGCGGCGGCUUUAGCCUUGUUGCGGCUUUGCUUUUAUUAUACACGCCACUGUUCCAUGACUUGUCUGAACUCGAAAAAAUAACACCGGCUUUUUACUCGAGAUUUUACGGUUUUUCACUUUUUUACCAGCGUCGUUAUCACAAAUCGACAGGCCACUUUAUUCACUAUUCGACACGAAGGACCAUGUUUUUAAAUUACACUUUUUUGUAUCUCUAUUUUGAAAUAAAACAACCAAAUUUCUUAAAAAUUACGGUGUGAUUUAUUCCAGUUGUACUCUCAACACAUACAGAAAACCAUAGAUAAACAGUUUAUAGGGGUUAAGCAGAAAACCUAAACUACUUUUUUUCGCUUCGUCGCGUCGGCGUCGUACCUGUCCGUACGCAUGCAAAAAACCCUGGCUUACGUAAUUCGAUGUUGCCGCUGUGACAUAUUUUUAUUGCUAUUUAAACAUUUAAACACUCUGCUUCUGAACUACUUAGAGAAACAGUUGCUUGCUUCUUGGACUUCCAAAACACAAAAUUAUUAAAAAUUUGAAUUCCAUAUCCAGUAAUGCUUUUUCUGUCAUUUAAUUCAUUUGCAUAAUCAGCAUCAACAUAAGCAUUUAUGAUUUGAUCUGAUAGUAUCUUAGAACAUUUUUUAAAUAUUUCCAAUGUUCAUUAUUAACAGUUUUGAUAACGACUAAAGCAAUAAAUAGCAUAACUAAGAUCCGGUCUUGUACCUAACAUAACAUACAUUAAGAAUCCAAUUAACUUCCUAUAUGAUAAAAUUUCAUUUUUAUUAAUAUAAAAACUUAAAUUUAACUUUGUUUGAAUUGGAAUAUUCGCUGUUUUACAGUUCUGCAUAUUAAAUUUUGAUAAAACUUUCUGAAUUAAAUCUGUUUGUCUUAAGAAUAUCAUACCAUCAAAUUUCUCAAUUUUUAAACCUAAAAAUUUUAAAACAAAAUCUUGUUGACAAUUUGGUGAGAGAUCGUGCAUUUCAAAUACUGACAUAAUUUUCUUUUUAAAAAUACAUAAUUUUUCUUGACUUUCACAAAAUAGUAUUAUAUCAUCAACAUGUAGGAUAAGAUAGAUAUCCUCAUCAAAAUACAAACAGGGAUCACACUUAGAUCUUUUAAAAUUCAGUUCAAUUAAAUGCAUAUGAAGUUUUUCAUACCAACGCUUAGGUGCUUCUCUCAGCCCAUACAAAGAUUUUUUAAAAACAUACUCACUUGAAGCAUAGUAUGUUUUCACUCCUUCGGGUAUCUCCAUGUACACUGGUUCUGGCAAUUCCCCAUUUAAAAAUGCACAUUUGAAGUCCGGUUGGUUAAUGUACAUGUCUUUUUGCACACUUAGGGAAAGUCUAGAUAGUCUGGUCUUAGUCAAAGAUCUUCUCAGGGGGAAACUUGAUUCACUUUUGGUGGAAAAUCUACUUUUGCUUCUUUCUACUGUGUUAGAUCAACAUUUUUUCCAAUUUAACAACCGUUUUUUCAAACAAAAAGAAGGACUAGCAAUGGGCUCUUGUUUAUCGCCAUUUCUUAGUGAAGUAUUUCUUAGCAACUUAGAAACAAAAAUAAUGAGCAGUAAUUUUAAAAAUAACAUCUUUUAUAAACGGUAUGUGGACGAUAUAUGUUUCAUUUGGAAUGGAAAUGAGGUAGAGCUUACAAAUUUCCAUAAUUAUGUCAACUCUCUUCACUCUAAAAUUAAGUUCACAAUCGAACGGGAACAUAACAACACCUUACCAUUCUUAGAUUUCUUACUUAAGAGGGAAAGAAAUAAGAUAUCCUUUGAAAUAUUUCGUAAACAAGCAACAACAGAUAAUAUUAUACAAUAUAGUUCAACAUCACCGUCCUCACAUAAAUUUGCUGCUUUCCAUUCUUUAUUUUACAGACUUUUUAACAUCCCACUUUCUCGUGAAGCUUUUAAAAAAGAAUUCCUUACCAUUAAACAACUAGCAGUCAGUCAGUCUCUUUUUCCCUCUUAAACCUAUAUAUAAAAUGUAUUUUCAGUAUGUGAACAAGUAUAAAUUACCAUUUAAUUUUAUCAGACAACAAACAAACUAUAUCAAAACUUUUAGGUCGUUUCCUUAUUUUGGACCAAUUUCGUCACAACUAUCCCGCUUUUUUCUCCAUUUGGCAUAACCCCAGCUUUUAAAACCAAUAAUACCUUAAAAAGACAUCUAAUUAAAACUAAAGAUAAACUACCCUCGCUAUCUUCUCCAGGAGUUUAUGAGAUUAAGUGUAAAGAGUGCCCUGCAGUGUACGUCGGCCAGUCUGGUAGGAAGAUUUCUACUAGGAUUAGUAAACACAAGGCCCAAUACAAUAAAUUUAAAAAUACUGAAAUCACAGUGACCAGAUCAGCUUUUGCUAAUCACCUUCUCGACUCCAAACAUGAUUUUCCUGACAGCCAAAAUAUAAAAAUACUGCAUCAAUGCAACAAAAGUAAAAAACUAGACUUGUUGGAGACAAUGGAGAUUAGUAAAGCUUUUAAAAGCCCAGAUCUGUCCUGUGUUAAUGAAAGGUUUGAUUUUGAUGGUCACCUAGUUUUUAAUAACCUCAAGUAGUUCUAGACUCUUAAAUGAUGGUUAGAUUUCUAAAAUGUAUAAAGUGAUUUGAUUGUUUAGUUGAGUUCUUUGUACAUAGAUAGUGCCACUUUAUUGUAAUCUUUGUUUACUUAAAUAUUAGGUGUUUUGUGUAUGUUAUGGUAAGUUUUUGUUGAAUUCUCCUUUUUUCGGGUUACAUAAUUUUAAUUAUUGUUUAGGUCUGAUGAUGCUCUAGUCCAGCGAAACAUGUAACCUUCGUUAUUUUAUUAAAUGUAUUUGUGAUGCUGUAGAUUUCGUGUUUUUUACCUUUUAUAAAAGUGUAUGACCAGCAUCUUUGGGAUAAUGGAUGAAUUUUUCGAGUUAGGGAAAGAAGUACACGAAUAGAUGUCAUCCUGGCUACAGGAGAGUACACAUCAAAGUUCAACUGUCCCUGUUGGUAUCCUCUCGCAACCAGUCUAGCCUUUUUCACAACUGUCCCAUCACUUAAGUCCUUUUCCCUAAAAAUCCACUUUGCAUCAAUGACUUUCACAUUGCUUGGUCUUUUAAUUAGUUCCCAAGUGUUAUUUUUGUUAAUUGCACUCAAUUCACAUUCUAUGGCCUCCUUCCAUCCUUGUGACAUGGCAUCCUCGAAAGUUUGUGGAGAGUUCAAACUUAAAAAUAAUGCUGCCAUCAUCCCUUUAUCCUCUUCGUCAAGUUGAUAGUCCUUAAGACGGGUUGAAAUUUGUUUGGUUCGCUUUGGUCUUCCAUCAUGGCUUUCAUCUUCUUGGUUAUUUUCUUUCAUUUCAGUUGCUUCAUUUGAACUGUUUUCCGAGUCACUAUCAUAAUACUUAACUGUAACUCUUUCUUCUUGGUUCGAAACUCCAAACAUUCUUGUUUCAUCGACGACAACAUUUCUUGCAACAACAACUUUUUCUUCUUCUGGAUUCCAGAGACGAUAUCCCUUAUUUGUAUAUCCCACAAGAUACAUUUUCUGACUUCUUUUGUCAAACUUGUUGCAACGAUUUUCAGAGGGAACAUGAACAUGUACUAAACAUCCAAAUACUUUGAUUUUAGACAGAUCAGGCUUCUUUCCAAACCAAAUUUCUGCUGGCAACUUAUUAUCUGCUAGUGUAGAAGUUGGUGUUCUAUUAUGCAGGAAUGCUGCUAUGGAUAUAGCUUCGUCCCAAAAUAUUUUAUCCAUAUUAGCCUGAAAAACAAGACAUCUUGCCUUAUCUAAUACAGUUCUGUUAUACCUUUUUGCUACACCAUUUUGUUCUGGUGUUCUUGGCACCGUAUACUAAAUUUUAAUGCCUUUUUGCUUGCAAAAGUUUUUCAUUUCAUGUGAAACAUAUUCUCCUCCGUUGUCACAUCUGAGGCGUUCAGGUAAUUUCUUGAAUUGAUUUUCGACCAUCGAAAUAUACUCCCUAAAUUUCAAGAAUGUUUCGCUUUUAUUUUGCAUAAAAUAUUAUUAUGAAAAUGUAAAUACGUUAAUUAUUCUGCUAGUUUUUGUACAAUUUUAUUAGUAUUGUGUAGUUAAAGUUGAUUCGUAGGGUUUCUUUAGGGUUCUACUUAUGUUUGGUUUAUUAUUUUCAUCUAUAGUGUUUAGUUUUUAGGUAGUUCAUCUUGUUUGAGAGCCCCAUUUUGGCCCCAAUUUAGGUUAUUUAGGUUAUAUUAUUGCAAAUCCCUGUAGUUCUAAUUUUCUAGAAUUUGUAUACUUGCUUGCUUUGACUGUCAGUAUUCUCCUAAAAUUAUUGGUCUCUUUGGGCAAAAACAAUGAAGAUAAUUCUAAAUAUUUCGAAACUGUUCCAUCGGGUUUUAAAAAGGACGCGCUUCGUGACAAAUCAUUCAGUUUUAAUUGUUUAGUCAGUUUUUACCUUGGAAACAAUUAAACGACAGUCAAAGCGAGUUAGGUUAGUGUUUUUGACGUUGACAAUAAAAGUGUGUUCCCGAAUUUCGUUACAAUUGGUGUCAGAAGUAAAGGAUAUUUGGAAGCUCAUUUUAGUGGAUGCCUUUAACAAGAAGUCAGGCCAAUAUGGAGACCGAGAAAUUGAUGGAGCUGCUAUUAAGGAAGUUUGACGAGCAAAAAGUAGAACAAGAAGAACGAGACCGUAAACAGAAGGAAGAACAAGAACAACGAGACCGUAAACAGAAGGAAGAACAAGAAGAACGAGACCGCAAACAAGAAGAACGAGACCGUAAACAGAAGGAAGAACAAGAAGAACGAGACCGCAAACAAGAAGAGCGAGACAAGAAACAGGAAGAUUUACUAAAGACAAUUAAAUCUGACCUGAAGAAGGAAAAUGAAGACCUGAUAAGGACCAUGAAAGAUGACCUAAAGAAAGAAAAUGAAGACCUGAUUCGAACCAUGAAAGAUGACUUACUUAAUUUAAAAAAUAAUCUUAAAAAGGAGCAGGAGGAACGAGACAGAAAACAAGAGGAACGAGUUUUACAACUUAAAGAAGAUCUGGAGAAGAAUCAGAAACAAUUAAUGACUAACUUUGAAGCAACAGUAGAAGAAGAAUUGGAGCAAGUACAAAAAAAGAUCCAAGAACUAGAGAUGAAAGUAAAACGGACUCCUCUUCAUCCCGAUCCUGGAAUGCAAACAAUGAUGAAAGUAAAGCCACCAAAAUUCGACGGCAAAGAAGCUUGGAGUACCUAUUUGAAUCAAUUUGAGGCCGCUGCUAGGGGAAAUCGCUGGGAUAACGAAGAAAAGGCAAUCAAUCUUAAGCUAAGCCUUAGAGGAGAAGCUACAGAAAUAUUAAGAAUGGUGCCAUCUGAGGAUCAGCUCAAUUUCGACGUACUGGUGCGUACCUUAGAGAUGAGAUACGGUGAAGCCCAUCUACAACAAGUGUACCAGGCUCAAUUGAAAUCUAGAAGACAACAACCCGAGGAAGGACUCCAACAGUUUGAGGCCGAUGUUGCUCGAUUAGUAAAUCUGGCUUACCCUUCAGCCCCAACAGAGUUCCGAGAACAAAUUUCUAUAAAUUGUUUUAUUGACGGAGUUCGAGAUCCAGAUACUAACCACGCUCUAAGGAUGGCUCAUCAUAAAAGUAUAUCAGAAGCUUUGGCCCAUGGACUAGAGUAUGAGGCAGCUUUUCAAGCAACUAGAAGGCAGACACGAAUAAGACAAAUCAGAACUUCGGAAAGUGAUCUCGAAGACCGCCUAAAGAAGCUUGAAUCAUUAUUAGCGAGGAAACCUAAAAGACCAUUGCAAUGCUGGAAUUGCAAUGAGGAGGGGCACCUUAAACGUCAAUGCCCCAAGCCUUUAAGAGAUCCAAGGAACCAGGAAAACUUCAACUUCAAGCUGGCUGGGUGCUACCAAGCCCCACGUAUAAAACUAAACCGGCUGCCACAUCCUGGAGAGAGCUUGGUAGUACCGGGAAAAAUAUGCGGCCGUGAAUGUGAGAUGGUAGUGGAUACAGGAUCAAGUCAUACUAUCGUGAAGCCGAACAUCGUAGCACACUGUAGGCUCUCAGCACCACCCAAUUUAAUUCUGGAGUCUGCAAAUGGAAAAAGGAUCCCGAUUCUUGGAUUGCACAAAGCUACAGUCACCAUUGGCUUAACAACAUUCCAACAGCCAGUACUAGUGGCAGAAAUCAUGGAUGAUGUCAUAUUAGGAUUAGAUGUUAUGAAUGCUCAGCAGUUUAAAAUGGAUGUAUAUAACCGGAUAUUGACGACGAGAAAUGAAGAGAUUUUUAUGCACCACCUAUAUGAAGAUAAAGUAAAUACCAGAGUCGUUAAGUUAUUCAAGGAUGUUACUAUACCAGGAAAUUCAGAGGUGGUGGUUUAUGCUACAACUGGAGGAAAAGAGGGAGAAACUGUUUUGAUUGAGCCCAUGGAAAAAUGCAAACUAUAUGGUCAAGGAAUUUUUCCAGCCAAGACGUUAACUACACAGAAGAAAUCUACUAUUUUGGUUCGAAUGGUAAAUUUAAAAGGAUAUGAUCAACACCUGAAAUAAGGAGAGAACAUUGGCGUAUGCUCUAAAGUAGUGGCAGUCAUGAAAAAUGCUGAUAGAAGUCGUUAUUUAAACAGACCUUUUCCUGUAUGUUUACAAAACCUAUUUGAAGAAUCUUCUGCCAAUUUAACCAUGGACCAGUGUAGUAAAUUGCGACGUCUUCUUGAAGAAAAUCAAGAUGUGUUUUCCUUGCACGAUAAAGACUUGGGAAGAACUGAUUUGGUGCAGCAUCGAAUUAACACUGGAGACAAUACUCCGAUUAAACAAGCACCUCGAAGAAUUCCGAUAGCUAAACAAGGAGAAGUUUCCUCAAUGCUUCAAGAAAUGAGGACACAAGGAGUGAUAGAGCCUUCUCAGAGUCCUUGGACAUCUCCAGUUGUGCUAGUGAAGAAAAAGGAUGGAUCCACUAGAUUUUGUGUAGACUAUCGGCGACUGAAUGAUAUUACCAAGAAAGACAGUUAUCCCCUACCAAGAAUUGACGACACCCUGGACACGCUAUCAGGUUCACAAUGGUUCUCAACACUCGAUCUAAAGAGUGGAUACUGGCAGGUAAAGAUGCACCCAGAAGAUAAGGAAAAGACCGCAUUCUCGACUGGAACAGGACUUUGGCAGUUUACAGUAAUGCCCUUUGGACUCUGCAAUGCUCCAGCUACCUUUGAGAGACUUAUGGACACAGUUUUACGUGGAAUGACUUGGGAAUCAUGUUUAGUUUAUCUGGAUGACGUUAUCAUACUGGGGAAAACAUUUGAAGAUCAUUUGAAGAAUAUUCAAAAGGUAUUUGUUAAACUGCGAGAGGCCAACCUGAAUCUAAGUCCUAAAAAAUGUUGCUUAUUUCAAAAAGAAGUUCGAUACCUUGGCCAUGUAAUAUCAGAAAAAGGUGUCAAGACUGAUCCAGAUAAAGUAGAGGCGAUCGAAAAAUGGCCACGACCCACUGACAAACACCAGUUAAGAAGCUUUCUGGCCCUUUGUACCUAUUACAGAAGAUUUGUAAGAAAUUUCGCUAAUCUUGCAAAGCCUCUACAUAAGCUCACGGAGGACAAAGUGGUAUUUAGUUGGUCAACAGACUGUGAAGAAGCAUUUCAACAGUUAAAGAGAGCACUAUGCACAUCUCCAAUUUUAACAUAUCCGAUUCCUGGACAAACUUUUAUUUUGGAUACCGAUGCGAGUAAUGUUGGAAUUGGGGCCGUUCUAUCACAAAAAUAUGAAGAUGGUGAGCAAGUAAUAGCUGAUUUCAGUAAAACAUUAUCAAAACCAGAAAGAAACUAUUGUGUCACUAGACGAGAGCUAUUGUCAGCAGUAAAAGCUAUUGAACAUUUCCUUAAAUAUUUGUAUGGUCAACGAUUUAUCCUUAGAACCGACCAUGCUUCGUUGAAAUGGCUGUUUCCGUUUUAAAACCCCGAAGGACAAAUAGCAAGGUGGCUUCAACGAUUACAAGAGUAUGACUUUACAAUAGAACAUAGGAAAGGCGCAUAUCACCAAAAUGCCGAUGCUUUAUCGAGAAGACCCUGUAUUGAAACAUGUCAACAUUAUUUUAAAAAGGAAUCAAAACAGCAUCCAGAGAUAUUUACUUGUAAUCGUAUUGGCCUUCACAGUUCUAAAGAGUGGGAUGUAGCUAGUUUAAUCCAAGAUCAGUGUGAUGACCCAGUAUUUGGUCUUAUUUACGAACUGAAAUCUCGAGAAAUUUCAAAACCAGAAUGGAAAGACAUUUCUGACAAAUCUCCAGAACUUAAAGCUUAUUGGUCUCAAUGGAAUUCAUUGGUUAUAAAAGAUGGAUUAUUAAAAAGAGUCUGGGAGAGCGUAGAUGGAAAAGAAAAGACAUAUCUGACAGUCCUUCCUCGAAAACGUAUUCCGGAAGUCCUUGAAGCUGUUCAUGGCGGUGUCGGCGGAGGACAUUUUGGAGUUAGUAAAACCUUGGCAAAAGUGAGAGAACGGUUUUACUGGCUGAACAGUCAUCAAGAUGUUGAACGCUGGUGCCGACAGUGUGAGCAGUGUUCGUCAAGCAAGGGCCCAAAAACCCGGACAAGAGGAAAGAUGAUGCAGUAUCUUGUUGGUGCACCUUUUGAACGAAUUGCCAUAGACGUAGCAGGACCCUUUCCUACUAGUAGCUCCGGAAACCGAUAUGCUCUUGUUGCUAUGGAUUACUUUAGUAAGUGGCCCGAGGUUUAUCCGAUUCCAAACCAAGAAGCAACGACAGUAGCUGAAGUGCUGUUCCAGAACUGGAUUUGUCGAUUUGGUGUACCCAGAGAGAUACAUUCAGACCAAGGAAGGAACUUUGAGUCACAAAUAUUCCAACAAGUAUGCCAGUUGCUGGGAAUCAAUAAGACCCGUACAACCCCACUACACCCUCAGUCUGAUGGAAUGGUUGAAAGAUUUAACCGCACAUUUGAAACCUAUUUAAGGAUGGUAGUAAACUCUAAGCAAACCGACUGGGAUACCUGUAUACAACCAUUCCUAUUGGCAUAUCGUUCUUCUAUCCACAAGUCAACUGGAAAAAGCCCGGCAAAAGUUGUCUACGGUGAUGAACUUCGUUUACCUUUGGACAUUAUUACUGGAAGACCCCAUAAGUCUGAAACCCUGGAGGAGUACGUCGACCAUUUACAAGAGCGUUUACAAAUUGUUCACGAACAAGCACGGGAUAAACUUCAUCUAGAAAGUAACAGGAUGAAAUCACGUUAUGACAUAAAGGCAAAUUCUACCGGUUUUAAUCCUGGGGAUAAAGUCUGGUUAUACAAUCCACGGAGGACGAAGGGCAAGUCACCAAAGCUCCAGAAGGAUUGGGAAGGUCCAUUCAAUGUGGUCACCAGAAUCAACGACGUGGUGUACCGUAUCCAGCGACAUCCGACAGCGAAGAUGAAAAUUGUAAACAUCGUCCGGCUAGCGCCCUAUCAUGACUCAGGUGGUCCCAUGUUUGAUCGGGACGAUCAAACUUGAGAGGGGAGCAGUAUUAUGAAAAUGUAAAUACGUUAAUUAUUCUGCUAGUUUUUGUACAAUUUUAUUAGUAUUGUGUAGUUAAAGUUGAUUCGUAGGGUUUCUUUAGGGUUCUACUUACGUUUGGUUUAUUAUUUUCAUCUAUAGUGUUUAGUUUUUAGGUAGUUCAUCUUGUUUGAGAGCCCCAUUUUGGCCCCAAUUUAGGUUAUUUAGGUUAUAUUAUUGCAAAUCCCUGUAGUUCUAAUUUUCUAGAAUUUGUAUACUUGCUUGCUUUGACUGUCAGUAUUCUCCUAAAAUUAUUGGUCUCUUUGGGCAAAAACAAUGAAGAUAAUUCUAAAUAUUUCGAAACUGUUCCAUCGGGUUUUAAAAAGGACGCGCUUCGUGACAAAUCAUUCAGUUUUAAUUGUUUAGUCAGUUUUUACCUUGGAAACAAUUAAACGACAGUCAAAGCGAGUUAGGUUAGUGUUUUUGACGUUGACAAUAAAAGUGUGUUCCCGAAUUUCGUUAAAUAAACAAUAAACAAUAUAAAACUGCAAAAUGAGAAUAAUGAUCAGUGAAGGAAAUAAAAUAUUUCAUACCGUUAUGUGAAGGUGGAUUCAGAGGACCGCAAACAUCACUUGACACACAUUCCAAAAUAUUCUGGGCGUUUCUCUCCUUCUGUAAAUUCUUAAAUGGCUUCCUGGUUUGCUUGCCUUCCAUGCAAACAUCACAAAUUCCAUUUGAUAAGAAUUUCGAAGAAUGCCCCAUCCUUUUGUGCCAUAAGUCUUUGUUAUUGUGAACUGAGGUGAAAUUUGCUAAAUUAUUAAAUUCCUGAUUAAUAAUUAGAUUUAAUAUGUACAAGUUUUCCUCCAAGAAACCUUUUAAUAAUAACAUCCUCAUUUUUGCUAAUAGACACCUCCCUAUUUUGGAAUACUAUUUUUAAACCUUUUGAUUCCAUCUUUUUUACAGAUAACAAAUUAUGAGCCAAAUUUUCACAAACAAAAACAUCUUCAAGUUUUAUUUUCUUCCCAUUCUCUGAAAUUAGGUGUAAUGUGCCUUCCCAAUUUGCCUUAACACAUUCCCCAGCUUUUGCAACUUUAAUUGUAUAAUUUACUCGCUUUUUAUUUUCUAAAAAUUGCCCUAAUGAUUCUACAAUCAUAUGGUUUGUACAGCCUGAAUCAACUACAAAUUUAUAAGGAUUUUGGCUACCCAAUUUGGCUGCUUUUUCAUUAGGAAAAUAAGUAACAAAGCUUACCUCAGGUUAACUGUCCUCUUCAGCAAUGUUUACCUUUUGAUUUUCCGUCUUGUUUUUAAAACAAUCUGCUUUCUUAUUAUAUAGUCCAACUUUUCCACAUAGAUAGCACUGGAAACGAAACUUCUUCUUAAAAGGUUUCUUCUGCUUAUUGCCAUAAAAAGCUGAAGGGCUGCUUUCGGUUGAUGAAGGAAGAUGUCCCUUGUGUCGUUCUUCCUAUGCCAUCAAUUUACUUUUCACAAAAUCGAGUGUUACAUGAGAACUUUGUUGUGAAAAUAAAAUGUCAAUUGCAGUCACAACACUCUGGUAUUUAUGCUCUGAGAUGGAUGCUAAAAGUUGACUUAUAAUUUCUGUGUUAUCAAUUUUACCUCCAGCAUUCUUCAGAUCGGUUACUGUUCUUUCAAAUUCCACAAUAUAAUUGUUAAUGGAUUCGCCUGCCUGGUACUUCAUGUUCCUCAGCUUUCUCUGAAGCUGUACUUGUGAGGCUACGCCACUCUCUGCGUAUGUCCCACUCAAAGUGUCCAUAAUAUCCUUGGCCGUUGACUUAUUGCGAAUCAUUUCUAUAAUAUUGUCACUUAUACACUGUACAAGGAUAUUUCUGGCUUUCAGGUCACUCUUCUUCCAUGCCUGUAACGCAGUAUCCUCUGUCGGAGGCACCUGAGAACUUCCAGGACUUCAUUCUGUUCAAGGAGAAGUUUGACUGGGAAUUCACAGUUCCCAAAACCAUUACCAUCGAAGGGUUUCAGACUCACAGUCAUCGUAUUUCCUGACAUAUUUCCCGCUUUUCCAAAACAAAUUUCCACCGGUACUUAGACAUGACUAACCUUUAAAUCUUUCCUGUGUUUCCCAAAAAUAUCCAAUUCAGCACUGCUCUGGGCCCACGGACCUGUAGAGCUCCGUGAUUCUUAUUGGAUUUUAAUUCAAAACACUAUUUGAUUUUAGAGGAUUUAUUUUAUAAUUGGAAAAUUGUUAACUAUACUCUAUUUCCUUUUUGGUGAGAACACAGUGCCUCAUUAUUUAUGCAGAUGUAGCAUAAAUAUAGGGUAAGUCUUCCAUUUUUCUACAUGUAACAAAAAGAUAAACCAGGCUGUUUUUCCCAAUUUUAAGUGGACAAGUCCUGUAUGGUCUCAAAUACAAUAGGUCGUAAAAUUCGGAACAAUGGUUCAUUUUUAUGACAAACGGGUUGCCAGUGUCGUCCCGACUAUGGAUAUUGAUUUUAAUUUUUAAGUUAAAUAAUUAUCUGUUAUGAAAAAUUUAUAAAUAAUGUUGGAAGAAGAUUUUUAGAAAAAGUAUGGUUGGUAGGUAUAACCUAUAUUUAUUAAAUUAACAAGAAAAAUUUCUUAAAAGCGGAAAAGCCUCAAUAUAAAACUAUGGCAAAUAAAAUAAAAUAUAAAAUUUUCAUUAAUACCGCAAUUUGAUUGUUUUUUAAAUGUUUAAAAAAUUGUUGUAAAAUUUAAUUUUUUUAAUACCAACCAAUAAAAAAUGCAACUCUCCAAACAUAUCUUGUUAUUUAUAAGAAAGGUACAUAAAUAUAAGGAUCUUUUAAUUUAUUAACCAUAUUUACAUAUAUUACAAUAAAAAUAUUUACGAAAUAUACAAAAAAAAAUCAAUUUAUAAAUCACACAUUUCAUUACUCUCAUCGCUUUCAUCCGAAUCAGACAUUCUCACUGUUAUAACUAAGGGUUCGACAGUUUCUUCUAUAAUAAUAAUAAUUAUAGGAGAUUAUGGAGGCUCCACAUCUUUUCUUCUUCUUUUAUAGCAUGAUUCACAGCAUUGCUCCAGUUUUCUUAGGUAACGAUACCCACUGCUGCUUUCAGAAGUUCUCUCACAUCUUAUAAUUGAAAGGUUUUAUUAUUUCUAGCCACAAAUCCUUUUACUUAAGCCCAAAUUAACUCUAUAGGAUUUAAUUCACAAUGGUAAGGUGGCAAACGAAGUACAGUUAUAUUGUGUUGUUUUGCCAUUUCGUCAACAACGUGUCUUUUAUAUUUUGAUUUAUUUUCUGUAACUAUUGUCAGAAGCUCUGCUUUUACCGCGUCAUCUCCAAAAGGUAUUUCUUUUUCGGUAAGCCAGUUUUUUAUUUCCCCUUUUCGCCAGCAGGAUGAUGGUAAUUUUUCUAUUAAUCUUGAAUGGUAGCUGGCAUUGUCCAUAACAAUAAUUGAAUUUUCGGGAAUUGACUUGAUCAUUUCGGAAAAAUAAUCUUCAAAAACAUCAGCGUUCAUUUCUUCGUGGUAAUCCUUAGUUGACUUCGAUUCGAAUUCAAACAGACCGCCAUUUAAAAAUCCUUUAUAGCUCCCAAUAUGUGUAAUUAUUAAUCUGUGGCCCUUACCAGAAGGAGACUUCAAGCCAGUUGAUAAACCUUCUAAAAAAGCCUGACGGGAGCUUCCAACAUUUUUAUCCUGCCAGCACUUGCUUACGGUGUGUCCUUCGUUAAGCCAGGUUUCAUCCAAAUAAUAAAUGUUUCUUCCUUCCUUUCGAUACUCCUUAAUUUGCCUUAAAUACUUUCUUCUCCAACAGACUAUUAUUUCUGAUAUUUCUUCUUUAUCUAUUAAAAUAGAUUUUCUAUUUUGCUUUUGCCAAGAAAAAUGUAAUUCUUGUAAAAUUUUCCAUAAUUUUUUUCUUCCCAUUUCUGGUACAUUUUCGUCUUCUUUUGUAAGUGUCAAAAUUUUAUCGAUAGUUGGGAUUUCAUUCUUAAAAUAAAAUGAAUGUACUGUCCUCCUGAUGAUAUGCUUUGCUGUCUCAUCAACUGCUAUCGGCUUCCUACCGGCAGUUUUCUUUACACUCUUCUUAGGCAAGUUCUCACGGUUUUCACUUUUUCUGUCACUAAGAAGUCUGUAAAUUGUUGCUUUACUUAUGCCUGUCAUAUUGGCACAUGUAGAAACUAGAUUUCUAACAGUACUUAGAGGCAUUUGAUGUACAAGUGCAUCAUGUACGUUUAGUACUAUAGUCCUUGCUUUAAAAUCUAAAACACCUUUACACACUACGGGGCUAAACUUUGACAUUCUUACAACAAAUGCGUAACAAUACUGAAAAAUAAAUAAAGUUUUUAGGAUAUAUCUACAUUAUAUACCAUAAAAUAUAACUACCUGUUUGCAUUUAAGAUUGCACAAUUUAGGUACCUAUAAUACUUAUACCUCCAUAUUUAUUUACCUAGACAAUAUCUACUUAUAAGGGUUAAAAAGAACUUGUUCAUUAGGUACUUAAGUAAUUCAAAGAAUUUAUGGCUAAAAUUGGCCUAUUUCUUGCACUAUUAAAUAAACCCAACAAAUUAAAACAUUCAGGUCUUAAUGUACUUGAAAAGCGGGACGCCAAUGGUUUACGACCGUUUUAUGGCUAUCGACCCUUUCGCGUGCUCCUACGGAUUAAGAAAUGGACUAUAACGAUUAGAAAAGCAUGAUAAACAUAAAACAUGACAUGACAAGUGAUAACUACUGACAAGACAGAUCAAUGAUACAUGACACGAUUACAUUUUGACAUUAAAGCCGAGUUCACAUAAUGCACAACGGAAAUAACUGCACUUAUGAUUUAUGAUAAAUAAUAGAAGAAUUGUAUUUAUCAACAUAAUUUACCACAUACCCUAAACAUUAGAUAAAGUGGUGGCCACAAUACUGGCUUCUAGAUUACGCAAGCGGUCAUAGGUGUCGCUGUAGUAAAAUUGUUUUGAAGUUUUUUUUAAAUCAAAAAUGGCCUGGUCGGUAUUGCCCGUCUGGUCGGUUUUUCCCAUAUUACCCAUAUUUUUGUUACAUUCUCAUUUAUAUAAAUUUAAAGAUAAUAUGGGACUUUACUCGGAAGAAUAAGGGGAACGCUGUCAUCAAGAUAUAAUGGAAUUUGAGAAACGUUCAAGGCCAGUUUACUGAAAACAUUAUGGGGGUUAGUAAGAGACAUAUAUUUACUGAAUAUGACAGGAGAAGUAAAACUGUUCAUUUGGGCUAUAUUAAAACUUCUAUUAUAAGAGUGUAUGUUUGUGUAUCUUUUAAUAAAUCAUCUCUGUGUCUAUUU
Anthonomus grandis grandis is the source of this 24991-nucleotide messenger RNA. RefSeq names its product NADH dehydrogenase (ubiquinone) complex I, assembly factor 6-like (gene sicily). Gene Ontology annotation, molecular function: protein binding; nucleic acid binding; aspartic-type endopeptidase activity. Gene Ontology annotation, cellular component: nucleus; mitochondrion; transcription regulator complex. The transcript is spliced from 8 exons. NCBI's taxonomy places the organism in Eukaryota, Metazoa, Arthropoda, Insecta, Coleoptera, Curculionidae. The coding region runs from base 14887 to 16839 and encodes 650 amino acids. Gene Ontology annotation, biological process: proteolysis; biosynthetic process; regulation of transcription by RNA polymerase II. The record is from RefSeq and is a predicted model, not a curated record.